AUAAAAAUAUAAUAGUGGGGUGGUGGUGGUGGGACCUGAUGAUCAUAUAACAGAUAAUGCUGACAUGGCCUGGCCAUCAGUAAAGGGAUGUGUGGAGGACAAAGAGCUGAGGCUCUCCUCUGACCUCCAACACACCUGCGCUCACAGCUACUACUACUCACUCACAAACACACUCAAAAAAACAAAAACCUCGUAACCAUUUCUCUACGUCAUAAACCUGAUGUCAGUGGUCUGACCGGGUCUGGUCUGGUCAGCUGUGGCUGUCUUGGUUGAUCCAGCCGAGAGCUCUCAUGUGUUGUCAUGGUAACCCAUACCGACUUAUAGUGACCCAUAUAGGCUUCCCGUGAGGCCUGAGGUACGUCACACAGAGGGUAUAUUUUCUCAGGGUCCCUGCCUCCCUGUUUUCUCCCGGCCUUCCUCUUCCACAGAGGUAGAUGGCCCGACUAACUGAGAACGCAUGUGAUGUUCCAGGAGCCUGUGACUUUCCUAGAUGUGGCUGUGGACUUUACUCAAGAGGAGUGGGGACAGCUGGACCCUACCCAGAGGACUCUGUAUCGAGAUGUCAUGCUGGAGACCUUUGGGCACCUUCUCUGUGUGGGUCCUGAUCUUCCCAAACCUGCAGUUAUCUCCCAGCUGGAGCAAGGUGCUGAGCUCUGGGUGACAGAGAGGGGAGGCACCCGGGCCUUCCAUCCAGGUUGGAUUCUUGGACCUGAAGACCACACAUCAUUCAAGGAGCAGAACCAUCCUGAGAAGGAACUAUCCCCCAUUACAGAAAGGGAUGGGUUUGAAAGAGCUAUUUCUUGUCAUUCCAUGACAGGGAUAGAUCAGAAAAGUGAUUACCAGAGGCUGGCACUCAAGAAGGACCAGAUUUACUUAGGGCAGUUGGAAGGCCCCAAAGAAAUACCAAGUGAAAGCUAUGCAAGUCUUGGACUUGGGGAGACCUGUGUUCUUAGUGUAAGCACAGAUCUAUUACCAGAUAUUUCUAGAAGAGAACAUGGCUUUACUCCUGGCUCCCAAGUUAAAAACUCAGAACAUAACCCAAGCUUAGUUAGUCAACCUACAGACUCCCCAGCAACAGAGCCCUUUGAUGACAGUGGCUGUCAAAAAACCUUUGAUCAGACUAUGCCCAUUACAGAAUUCACAAAAAGUCAGGUGCAAGAUAAACCCUAUAAAUGCACUGAUUGCGGGAAGUCAUUUAACCACAAUGCACACCUCACAGUGCACAAGAGAAUUCAUACAGGAGAGAGACCUUAUAUGUGCAAAGAAUGUGGGAAAGCUUUCAGCCAAAACUCCUCCCUUGUUCAACAUGAGCGAAUCCACACCGGAGACAAGCCCUAUAAGUGUGAUGAAUGCGGCAAAUCUUUUUGCCACAGUACACACCUUACCGUCCACAGGAGAAUUCACACUGGAGAGAAACCGUAUGCGUGUCAGGACUGUGGGAGAGCCUUCAAUCAGAAUUCAUCCCUCGGGCGACACAAGAGGACACACACCGGGGAGAAGCCAUACACCUGUAGCGUGUGUGGGAAAUCCUUCUCUAGGACCACUUGCCUCUUCUUGCAUCUGCGGACGCACACUGAGGAGAGGCCGUAUGAGUGUAAUCACUGUGGAAAGGGCUUCAGGCACAGCUCCUCCCUGGCCCAGCAUCAGCGGAAGCAUGCAGGUGAGAAACCCUAUGAGUGCCGACAGAGGCUGAUCUUUGAGCAGACAUCAGCUUUAACAAAGCAUGAGUGGACAGAACCCCUCAACUGUGACCCACCUUUGAGUCAAGAAGAAAGGACUCAGCGGAGCGACAGGCCCUUUAAAUGCAAUCAGUGUGGGAAAUGUUUCACUCAGAGUUCUCACCUCAUCCGACAUCAGAGAAGUCACAACAGAGAGGAAGAACCACAUGGACGACAACGGCCCUGUGGUCGGGGCUCAAAGCUCGUUCAGAAUCCACACUUAAAUUCAAGAGAGAUCCCCAUGGCCCAGGCAAAGGCAGGACAAGCAAGCAGGGCACUGGCCUUGUUUGACCUUCAUGAAAUUAUGCAGGAGAAAACCCCUGUGCAUGUUAUUGGGGUAGAAGAACCUUCAAUGGGCAAUUCUAUGUUAUUUGACAUCAGAGAAUCUACAUAGGAAGGAAACUUAAGAUAACUCUGGAGUUACUGGGUACAAACGUUAAGUCCACAAAGAGAAGAUGGCAUAAUGUCAGUGGUGACCUCUGACUUCAUGAGGAAGUGGUGCCUCCCAAACCCUUGAGGUUUGUGGUUCUCAAAUGUAUCAAGCUCGGGUUCCUGUUUAACAGACUUUUUCUUUGUUUUCCUGAGACAGUCUCAUGUGGCCCAGGCUGGCCUCGAACUCACCUUGUAUCUAAGAAUGACCUUGACUUUCUGGUCCUUCUGCCUUUACCUCCCUAAUUCUAGGAUCAUGAACAUUGUGCCCCUAUAUCCAGCAACAGUAGACAGAAUAAGAUGUUUUCUCCAUUACCCUAAAAUGAGUUGACCGGUAAUAAAACCUCGGCACUGGCAUAAUGCAAAAAUAA
Cricetulus griseus (Chinese hamster) is the source of this 2518-nucleotide messenger RNA. NCBI's taxonomy places the organism in Eukaryota, Metazoa, Chordata, Mammalia, Rodentia, Cricetidae. The record is from RefSeq and is a predicted model, not a curated record.